Molecule: messenger RNA, 621 nt
Organism: Lasiosphaeria miniovina
Lineage: Eukaryota; Fungi; Ascomycota; Sordariomycetes; Sordariales; Lasiosphaeriaceae
Exons: 3
Coding region: 1-621 (206 amino acids)
Source: RefSeq, a predicted model, not a curated record
AUGCCCCAAUCAAUUCGCGAAUCGGCCUUCACCGUCAUAAUACGUGUUUCACUCCCGGCUUGGCUCCCCCCAGAAGCCGUUGUAUCGGCUCUGCACGCACACGAGCCACUCAUCGGGGCUAACCCCUACACCGUGAGCUACGAGCGUCGCGAUUUCCGCCCCGAAGAAGUUGCUGGUGAUACCCUCUUCCACCGCGACGGCCCCGAGCUGUCAGCCUUUGUGGUUCGGGACCGCAUACCCAUUAUUCCCGGCGCGGGUUCUUGGGCUAGUAAGGGAAUCGAGAUCCCGUGUGUGUUCCAAAGCUUCACACGGGGCGUUCGAUGUCGUGCGGAUUCGCAGGGUGUUAAGGUGCGAAGUAGCUACGAGGUCCGCCUGCGAGGCGAGGUUUGGGGGGGGGCUUUGGCCAGGCCCGGUGAGGGGAACUACGAGCUGGUAGAGAUUGCCAGUAUCGAGUGCGGCAGCAUUAUCAGGCCGUUUGUCAGGCGUAGCUUCUCCAGCGCACAUCAGGAGAUUCUCCAACGCGUAGUUGACGAGGUCGCACGCAAUGGUUGGUUCAAGCGCCUGGGAGGCCCAAGGUUUACGCGCAGAUGGCAGCAUCGCGAGGUGGUUUCACACGUUUAA